Molecule: messenger RNA, 2959 nt
Organism: Balaenoptera ricei (Rice's whale)
Lineage: Eukaryota; Metazoa; Chordata; Mammalia; Artiodactyla; Balaenopteridae
Gene: TMEM63C
Product: transmembrane protein 63C
Exons: 22
Coding region: 1-2418 (805 amino acids)
Cellular component (GO): plasma membrane
Molecular function (GO): calcium-activated cation channel activity
Source: RefSeq, a predicted model, not a curated record
AUGACUGUCUCGCCGGGCAACCUGAAUAUGGUGGAAAAGCCCCGGAACUUCUCGGCGGACGACUGCUUCCACUCUCGGAGCACCGUCCUGCAGGGGCAGCCCUUUGGGGGUAUCCCCACUGUGCUGUUCCUCAACGUUAUCUUGUGGGUGGUCAUCGUCUUGGUAUACUCCUUCCUCCGGAAAGCCGCGUGGGACUACGGACGCCUGGCUCUGCUGAUACACAACGACAGCCUGACCUCGCUGAUCUAUGGGGAGCAGAGCGAGAAGACGUCUCCCUCGGAUAUUUCCCUGGAGAUGGAACACAGGGAUAAGGGCUUCUAUUCCUGGUUUUUCAACACCAUCACCAUGAAGAACGAAGAUCUGAUUAGCAAGUGUGGAGACGAUGCCCGUAUCUACAUCAUGUUCCAGUAUCAUCUCAUCGUCUUUGUGCUUAUCCUCUGCAUCCCCUCCUUGGGCAUCAUUUUGCCCAUCAACUACACUGGAAAUGUUCUGGACUGGAAUAGUCACUUUGGUCGGACCACCAUUGUCAAUGUCUCCACAGAGAGUAAGUUCCUGUGGCUGCACAGCUUCUUCGCUUUCUUAUACUUUGUCACCAACUUCCUCUUCAUGACUCAUCACUGCUUAGGGUUUGUGCCCAAGAAGAGCUACAAGGUCACAAGGACACUAAUGAUCACCUAUGUCCCCACGGACAUCCAAGACCCAGAAAUCAUCAUUAAGCAUUUUCAUGAGGCCUAUCCAGGGUGCGUAGUGACCAGAGUCCACUUCUGCUACGACGUCAGGACCCUGAUUGACUUGGACGAUCAGAGGCGCCAUGCAAUGCGGGGCCGGCUCUAUUACACUGCCAAGGCCAAGAAGAAGGGGAAGGUGAUGAUCAAGAUCCACCCCUGCUCCCGGCUGUGCUUCUGCAAGUGCUGGGUCUGCUUCAAAGAGGUAGACGCAGAGCAAUAUUAUAGUGAGCUGGAGGAGCAGCUGACUGAUGAGUUCAACGCUGAGCUCAACCGCGUUCGGCUGAAGCGUCUGGACCUGAUCUUUGUCACCUUCCAGGACUCCAGGAUGACAAAGCACAUCCUGGAGGAUUACAAGUUCAUCCAGUGCGGUGUGUCGGCCCAACAGUCCUCGGUGACCACCAUCGUCAAAUCCGACCACUGGAGGGUUGUCCUUGCCCCACACCCCAAAGACAUUAUUUGGAAACACCUGUCUGUCCGCCGCUUCCAUUGGUGGGCCCGCUUCAUCGCAAUCAACACCUUCCUCUUCUUCCUCUUCUUCUUCCUCACCACGCCUGCCAUCAUCAUCAACACCAUCGACAUGUACAACGUCACCCGCCCCAUCGAGAAGCUGAAGAGCCCCAUCGUGACCCAGUUCUUCCCCUCCCUGUUGCUCUGGGCCUUUACGGUGAUAAUGCCCCUGAUCGUCUACCUCUCCGCCUUCCUUGAAGCCCACUGGACCAGAUCAACUCAGAAUCUGAUCAUAGUGCACAAGUGCUACAUCUUUCUGGUGUUUAUGGUGGUCAUUCUGCCCUCUAUGGGACUGACCAGUUUGGAUGUCUUUUUACGCUGGCUCUUUGACAUCUACUAUCUGGAACAAGCAUCCAUCAGGUUCCAGUGUGUGUUCCUGCCAGACAAUGGCGCCUUCUUUGUCAACUACGUGAUCACGUCAGCUUUGAUUGGCACAGGCAUGGAGCUGUUGCGCCUGGGGUCACUCUUUCUGUACACCACCCGCCUCUUCUUCUCCAGGUCGGAGCCAGAGAGAGUCCACAUCAGAAUGAACCAGGCCAUGGACUUCCAGUAUGGGCGCGAGUACGCAUGGAUGUUGAACGUCUUCAGCGUGGUGAUGGCGUACAGCAUCACCUGCCCCAUCGUUGUCCCUUUUGGGCUGCUCUACCUGUGCAUGAAGCACGUCACGGACCGCUAUAACAUGUACUACUCCUACGCACCCACCAAACUCAACGAGCAGAUCCACAUGGCUGCCGUCCACCAGGCCGUCUUCGCACCGCUCCUGGGUCUGUUCUGGAUGCUCUUCUUCUCCAUCCUGCGAUUAGGGCCGCUACACGCCAUCACCUUCUUUUCCCUCUCCACCCUUAUUGUUUCCAUGAUACUGGCCUGCGUUGGCACUUUUCUGGGGAAACUUCGGAAAGCAUCUGACUAUGAGCCCGAGGAGGAGAUGGAGACCGUGUUUGACCUGGAGCCCAGCAGCACCUCCUCCACGCCAACUUCCCUUCUGUAUGUGGCCACCGUGCUGCAAGAGCCAGAGAUGAACCUGACCCCAGCCUCCUCCCCAGCCCGGCACACCUACGGCACCAUGAACGGACAGCCGGAAGAGGGAGAAGAGGAGAGUGGUGUGAGGGGCUUUGCAAGGGAGCUGGACUCGGCCCAGUUCCAGGAAGGGCUGGAACUGGAGGGCCAGAGCCAGUACCACUGACCAGGACCCAAGGCCUCCACCUGGCGACGCCAGCCGGGAGUGGCGGCCAGGGGAGAGCCCAGCAGGGGGAGGCAGGAGGGUGGCCUGGACCGCCCCACUACCUCCUGCAGACUUCGGGAAGGCCCCAGCGGAGCCCUGGCUAUCUGUCGGCCACGUGGAGGCCCCGACCUGCUGACCAGCUAGAACGGGAGACGACAGGCAGUAUAGAGGGACCCCAGGAUGGGAUGGAGGAUACCGGCGAGCACCGUGUCUUGGGAGCAGGGGCUGGAGCCCUGAGCACAGAGACUGAAGGCUGGGGGACUUUCCUGGCGUCACGGUGGAGAAGGUUUGCGUCAGGGAAGAGGCAGGAGGAAGCCCACUGAAGACUCUCUGGGGUCUUCGCCACCCUUCCACCAGCUGCCCUGCCCAAGGAGCUUCUGCUGCUGUCCUACCCUCACCCUCACUCCCAGCCCACCCCGCUCCUGCAGUCUGAGGAAGCAAAGGUAUGUAUGCUGGGCCUCGCCAGCAAGACACAGACGGCCACCUCCUCCGGGUUUCCCUG